Molecule: messenger RNA, 2489 nt
Organism: Microtus ochrogaster (prairie vole)
Lineage: Eukaryota; Metazoa; Chordata; Mammalia; Rodentia; Cricetidae
Gene: Arb2a
Product: ARB2 cotranscriptional regulator A
Biological process (GO): regulatory ncRNA-mediated heterochromatin formation
Cellular component (GO): nucleus
Molecular function (GO): siRNA binding
Source: RefSeq, a predicted model, not a curated record
GUGCAACUCGAACUUGGUCGGGGCGCGGAUCCCGAGAGUAAGUGGUGGCGGUGGUGGCGGGCGCGCGAGGGAGAGCGCCCGGAGAGCUGGAAGGCCACGCCUCCUCCCGCCAACCCCCUCAGCCGUGCAGCUGGGGCCAGAGCUCAGAUUUGCUGUCUAGGAUUGAUUUGGAUGAACUCAUGAAGAAGGACGAGCCACCUCUUGAUUUUCCUACCACGCUGGAAGGAUUUGAAUAUGCUUUUAAUGAAAAGGGGCAGUUAAGACACAUAAAAACUGGGGAACCAUUUGUUUUUAACUACCGUGAAGACUUACACAGGUGGAACCAGAAAAGAUACGAAGCUCUGGGUGAGAUAAUCACAAAAUAUGUUUAUGAGCUCCUGGAAAAGGACUGCAAUUUGCAAAAAAUCUCUAUACCAGUAGAUGCCACUGAAAGUGAACCAAAGAGUUUUAUCUUUAUGAGUGAGGAUGCUUUGACAAAUCCACAGAAACUGAUGGUUUUAAUUCAUGGUAGUGGUGUUGUCAGGGCAGGUCAGUGGGCUAGAAGGCUAAUUAUUAAUGAAGAUCUGGACAGUGGCACACAGAUACCUUUUAUUAAGAGAGCUGUGGAUGAAGGGUAUGGAGUCAUAGUCCUGAACCCAAAUGAAAACUAUAUUGAAGUGGAAAAACCAAAAGCGCACAAGCAUUCAUCUUCUGAUGGCACAGAGGAGCCAGCAGAGAAGCGGGAAAGGAAAGAUAAAGUCUCUAAAGAAACAAAGAAGCGCCGUGAUUUCUAUGAGAAGUACCGUAACCCCCAAAAAGAAAAACAAAUGAUGCAGCUGUUCAUCAGGGAAAAUGGCUCUCCUGAAGAGCAUGCAGUCUACGUCUGGGACCAUUUCAUAGCCCAGUCUGCUGCUGAGAAUGUGUUUUUUGUUGCUCACAGCUAUGGGGGACUUGCUUUUGUUGAACUGAUGAUUCAACGAGAAGCAGACGUAAAAAGUAAGGUAACUGCUGUGGCAUUGACAGACUCUGUUCACAAUGUGUGGCAUCAAGAAGCUGGCAAAACCAUCCGAGAAUGGAUGAGAGAGAACUGCUGCAACUGGGUCUCCAGCUCAGAACCACUGGACACAUCAGUGGAGUCCAUGCUGCCUGACUGUCCCCGAGUCUCUGCAGGCACUGACCGCCACGAGCUAACUUCCUGGAAGAGCUUCCCGUCCAUCUUCAAGUUCUUCGCGGAAGCCUCGGAGGCCAGGAGCGGCUCCCAGAAGCCCGCCCUGACGCGGCGCUCCCACCGGAUCAAGCACGAGGAGCUGUGAGCUCGCCGCCGCCCGCCGCCCCGCAGCCUGGGGCCCCCUUGAGAUUGCUCUCUUCCAGCACAGGGUCGUCCUGUGUUCGUCUAAAUAGCGUUUUGCAUUAUUUCUAGAUGAGUGCAACUGUCAAAGCAAUAUGGACUCGGCGGCCGCAUUUUCUGCGGGCUGAGCCGGGGCUUCGCGCCGGGGUUGGCGGCCCGCGAGGCUGAGAGCGCCCCGAGCCCCACGGUCCCCCGCUUCCACCCGCCCGGCCGAGCCCGGGCGCUGCUACCCAAGAGGCGUCUGCGCGGUCCUACCGCCCGCUGCAGCGCGGCCACUGCUGCCCAUUUUUACUCCCCCUUAACUUAGCAAGCUUUUACUCUAGACUUCAAACUUUAACUAUAACCAGAUUUUUCCCUCGGGUCAUCUUGUGAGCACUCUCUUUUAUAGAAGGCCACACUCCCGGGUCCCAGAAAUGCCAACUUUAAAUUGAGAACAUGUCCGUCGUGAUGUAUUAUGUAGUUUGGGGAGUACAAAUUGUUCUCUCCCUGUAACGACCUAUUCCCAUUUCAAGACCAAAAGAAAAACUUUGCAUAAAAUGUUCAUAAAGUACUGAAUCCGAAUUAUUUUUUCUGAACAUACCUGCCGAGUUGAACAAGAGUUCAGGAAGAUGUUUAAAUAUUUUAGAUGUAGGUAAAAGGCCCUAUUUUCACUGAAAUUUCUAACUUUCUUGUAAGAACGGACCCUCCUGUUAACUAUGUAACAUAAGGAGUACAUUUAGAUGAUACACCAAAGGUUUGCUGUCUGUGUACAGCCACUGCGCAGCAUCAUCAGUGGUGGUUAGUAAUCCGUACUAAGUGUACAUGCACUUUUCAUGUAGUAAACCCUUUCAGGUACAAGAUUUGUUUUUCUUUUUACUGUCGACAAAAAAUAAAAGUUCAUGCCCUCGACCUUCUGAAAAACUAAGUAAGGUUAAACUGCUUCAGUUUCCAUCUACGCUAGGACAAGAGAAUCAUUCUCUCUUUUAGGUCCAGAUAUUUAGUGUUCCACUUCCUCUAAUAGAGUUUUUCCCUAUCAGCGGUUAGGUUCUCUGACCUAAGGGGAUCUGGCCAACACUGACAUACAGAAGAUAAAAUAAGUCGACAUUUUACUGACUUUCAAAUUAAAACAGAACAGUAGUUACUUGAAGGAUUUAAUUAGUGAAGAUUAUAUCCAGUGGGUGAG